Anopheles coustani is the source of this 1041-nucleotide messenger RNA. RefSeq lists its product as uncharacterized. The record is from RefSeq and is a predicted model, not a curated record. The transcript is spliced from 4 exons. Lineage: Eukaryota; Metazoa; Arthropoda; Insecta; Diptera; Culicidae. Bases 1 to 1041 code for a protein of 346 amino acids.
AUGUCUUUGUUCAAACAAUUGUUACUGGUGGCCGCAAUGAUGGCGCUUGCUGUGGCCGAAGAAUUGGCGGAAACAAGUACCGGUAAAUCGGUCGAAGAGGGUCGUCGGCGAAAGCGGUUCUUCAAGUUCCUAACGCACGCUAUUGGGCCCAUCAUGUCCACCCUCACGACGGUGCUGCUGGUGAAGGCAAAGAUUGUUCUGGUGGCCCUUUUUUUUGCUGGAAUCUACUUCUUUGGGCACAAAAUAUUUCCGGGUGGAUUUUUCGGCUCGUCCAUCAUUAGUGAAACGCCUCCGCCGUUCAUCGAUUCCAGUCCGUACACGAGCUAUCACUCGGAUCACGAAAUCAUCUCCAGCUAUCCCGGCCCGGAACCGUUUUCCAGCUACGGGCCCCCAUCUUCCUCUUCAUCGAGCGGAACGCCUUACAAUAGCUACUUACCGCCCGCUUCUGGAUCCGGUUCAUACUCGUCGUACUCCAAGUAUAGUGGUGGAAGCCGCCGAAAGCGUGCCAUCGUGGACGAUCGCCAAGCAUCCGGCAGUGAUGCUCUUGAUAACGGUGGUGACCUGGAAGAAAAUGAAAUGUACUGGACUGAUUCACUGACGGACAUCACCUUUCGCUUUCUUGGAGUGAAUCGACGCGUCUGCCGCAAGCGGUUCGUUUGCGAGUUCGACUUCCAAGCCCGAAGGAAUCCCAUUCUGCUGUUUGUGACGCGCGCGAUUGGACGAGAUAUUUUCCACAACUACCGUGACGAGACCGACGAAAAAGCGAACAGCUACAAGGACUGUGGACGUAUCUACGAGGAGUGUAAGGUACCGAAGAGGAAAAAGUUCGCACGUCGCCCCUUCGGACCGCUUCCGAUGGCCGUUCCUCCGAUGCAAAAACGUCCGGAGGCAAUUCCGGAUGCCUCGCUCGAUGCGCAGGAAAAUGAAGUCGUACCGUUGGAUGCAGACACAAUCACCACGACCUUGCCAACCGAUAGUCUUGCACGCGGAAAACUGAUUCUUCAAAAACCGACACGCGCCAAUCGCUUCCGUCGUAACUGA